Messenger RNA from Parastagonospora nodorum SN15, 765 nucleotides. RefSeq lists its product as hypothetical. Bases 1 to 765 code for a protein of 254 amino acids. The transcript has a single exon. The record is from RefSeq and is a predicted model, not a curated record. Lineage: Eukaryota; Fungi; Ascomycota; Dothideomycetes; Pleosporales; Phaeosphaeriaceae.
AUGCCAUAUCCUCAGCACCAAAUUGGAACCCUGCCUGAGCAAUCCGAUCCUAAACACCUCGCUUUCUCGGUAGAUCGCUCAACUACUGUCCAUACAGUCUUCACUAUGAUCCAGCUUGACGGCUCAUGCGAGUCGAAGGUCGAUGCGAGUCCAAUGACACCAAAUCGCACAAGCACGAAACUAUCUCGUAAAGACACGUCAGACAGGCCGAGCACGCGCAAACGCCUGUCCAACUUCUUCACAUCGAGACGGCGCACGAGCACAAACCUAAGCAACCUCAAGGCGACCGAUAAUGCGGACGUGUACAACAGCAGUCCACUGCGCGUCCUCUCACCGCGCGCCACAGAUCUCGAGCCCGAGAUUUCAACGGCAGAGAAACCCAAACGCCGCUCAUUCACGUUCAAAUCUCGACAAAGCACAAGGAAAUCAACAGCGCCUGCUUCGGCAACAGAAUCCGCGCAGUUGACGCUCAGUGAGGCGCUGAAUGAGGGCGGUCACAUACCUGUUACAGAUGCGCCGUGUCUGCCUAGGGACAGCAUGGUCAUGGGCGGCGUUGGCCUGCCCGCUUCAGCUGUACAUAGAGGCAGUGUUGCUGGGCUGCCAGUACGCAGGGACAGCGUAGCUAUGGGUAGCGCUGGGAUGCCGGGGUCGCCGAUGAAAGAAGCUGCGCUGACGAGCCAUCCCGUGAUCCUGGUGUCUAGCGAAUCGAGCGAUGAGUUCACGACGCCGACGAGUGGGCGGAGUGUUGAUUUGGGGAAGACCUGA